Messenger RNA from Stegastes partitus (bicolor damselfish), 2476 nucleotides. RefSeq names its product selenoprotein P (gene selenop). Gene Ontology annotation, biological process: selenium compound metabolic process. Gene Ontology annotation, cellular component: extracellular region. The record is from RefSeq and is a predicted model, not a curated record. NCBI's taxonomy places the organism in Eukaryota, Metazoa, Chordata, Actinopteri, Pomacentridae. Gene Ontology annotation, molecular function: selenium binding. The transcript is spliced from 5 exons.
AGCAGUGGAGGAAGAGGCUUGUUUUUGUUCGAGGACUUGCAGCAACGCAGAGCUGAACAGAGAGAGGGAAACUUUUUAACCUAAAGGACUGGGGGAGUGAGGAGGCACCACAGGGAUGUGGGCGUGCCUCGGCUUGCUCCUCACUCUCUGCCUGCUCCACGGGGGCGGGGCAGAGAGUGAGGGGGGUGGGCCUCGCUGUCAGCUGCCCCCGGCCUGGAGGAUAGGGGAGGUGGAGCCCAUGAAGGGGUCAAUGGGCCGGGUGACGGUGGUGGCUCUUCUGCAGGCAAGCUGACUGUUCUGCUUGGUGCAGGCUUCCAGAAUGGAUGGCCUGCACCAGAAGAUGGAGAGUGAAGGUCUGAAAGAUGUGGUUUACAUGGUUGUGAACCACCAUGGGGAGCAAGCACAACGCCUGCACCCCAUGAUGGCGCAGAGGCUUUCAGUGAACAUCACACUCUACAAACAGGAAGAGCAGCAGCCUGAUGUUUGGCAGACACUGGGCGGAGACAAAGAUGACUUCCUCAUUUACGACAGAUGUGGCCGUCUCACCCAUCACAUCUCGCUUCCAUACUCCAUCAUUGGACAGGGCCAUAUUGAGGGUGCAAUCAAAGAUGCGUACUGCAAACGCACAUGUGGAGACUGCGUGUAUGAGAGUGCUGAGAUCCCAGAGGAGUGCAAAGAAAAAGCAGAUGCACAGCCUGGUGCAGUUGGUUCUCCAGCUGUAGAGCACGACACUGGACACGGUCACCAUCAUGGUCACCAUCAUGGACAUCACCAUGGUCAUGGCCAUGGUGACCAUGGAGUUGAUCAUGGCUUAGACCAAGCCCAUGAUCACAACCAUGGCCAACACCAUGGCCACCACCAUGGACACCACGGUGCUGGCCAUGGUUCUGACCAAGCACAAAGUCACGGUCAGCAGAUUGUUGAGGUACAGGGUCAUGAGCAAGAUGGUAGGGUGUCUCAGAUGCAGCAUCAUUUUGAUUUAGGGCAGGUACAGCAAGCAGUGCACACACAACAGAUGUCGCACGAUGCUCAUGGAGCCCAUGCAGCGCCUUGAACACCAGAGAAGGUGAGGUGAAAGUCAAAGCACAGCUGACAGUGGGCAGCAGGCUCUGACAAUGACGCCUCUCCCAAAGCCAGCUGAUGCUGACACUGACGCAGGCUGUUUGGCGAUGCAGGGAGUGAGCAGCCGGUUGGUCUCUGACACUGUGAUGAGGCGCUGCCAGCCUCCUGACAGUGACACGGACUGAUUGGCGAUGCAGUCAAUAAUGUUAGGGAGACCUGACAGUGACGCUUGCCUCAUGCUGCCUGACAGCAGCCGCAGCCAGCCCAAUGAGCCUGACCUCCAGGUGUUGUGAGCUGAGGAUGACAGCAGCUGUAAGCUGCUCAAAUUAACCCUCAUAUUAACACCAGCCACCAACACCGGAGCCAAGUGCUCUUUUUACCAACAAGUAUUACCCUGGGACAGAGAGGAGGCAAUCCUGACAGCAGGGAUGUAGGAAAGGGGAACAGUCCAGUAACACAGAUUAAAGAUAACAUACCACAAAAAAACAGAUCAACCAAAACAUGUAAAGCUACUUUAUUAUGCAAAUAAUUUGAUUGUACUUUAACAAAUAUAGAAUAUUGGCCUUGUGUCUGGGUGUCUGUCAGUAGGUUGCCCCUCAUCCUGUCUCAGGAUGAAUGUGGUUGUCAUGUCCAUAAACUGUCGUCUCCAUUUUGUUCUCUCCAUCCUUUAUGAAGACAGGCGCAGAAACUAUGCUCUAGUGGUGUCUGUUUGAUGUCAGGCUGGAGAGAGAGGGGAAGGUAGUUCAAGAACAUGAUGAACCACUGAAGCAUUUUAAAGAUCAGAAUAAAGAAUGACAUAAAGUCUGCAAGGAAAUAAAGCAUUUAAGAAGAGUAAGAGAAGAGACUUUUGCAGUAUAUCAGACAUUGUGAACUAGUUACUUACCAGAAAUCUUUUAUUAGCACUGAAGCUAAAGAAGCUUUAAACCAGCCUAAAACAGCAUAAAGCAUGUUUGUCUGCAUGCGAUUGAUCGUCACUCUUGAGCACAUAUAACAGCACAGAUAGCUUUCUUUUUUGUUUUGUACUUGCUGAUGAAGUGCACGAGCUUUAACAUAUCUCAGGUUUAUCUUUUUUUCCCUUUUUAAAAAAACCAAACACAUUUUUGGCAUUUGGUAUUUGGCAUUCCUUUUUUUUUUUGUUGCAUUUACUAAACUUGCUGUGUAAGCUGCAAAUCGCAUACAUUUAUAGAAUAAAACACACAAAAAAACAAGGCUCUAUUGUUAAGGAAGAAAGAAAAGGAACAUGAGAGUGAAGUAAUGAACGAUUGAUGGAAUACGCUCUGUACUUAAUGACGGUUUCUGUGGGAAAACAAGAGUCACCACGAAAAGCUGAUGCUUGUACAGAGAGUCGUAUUGUGUUCAGACUGUCAGACGUGGAAAUUGAAAGUUGAAUAAAGAUGGUUGAGUUACUUUUUUA